AUGCACUCGCGUCGACCCGAGACUUUGAAGAUUGACAUCUCAAAGUAUAGGGGAGUUGAAGAAGACUCCCUCUUGAGAUGGUUCGUCGAAUUGGAUGACGCCAUAAGGGCGCGUCGCAUCGACGACGGGGAUAUGCAAGUUGCAUUUGCCCAGUCAAAUCUGGCAGGACGUGCCAAGACUUGGGCACUGGGGCUCAAGCUGCACGACCCAUAUGCGUUUGGGUCGUUGGAAGUCUUCAAGUCGCGGCUCAGACAAACGUUUGAACCGCCUAGAGCUAAGUUCAGAGCUCGAACUGAAAUCUUGAAGCUCAAGCAGGGUAAGCGUGAUGUGCACGCUUACGCUCAACAUAUACGACAUCUCACGAGUUGUAUAAGUUCCAAUCCAGUGGAUGAACAAACGUUGGUUUCGGUGUUCAUGCAGGGUCUUGCGGAUGGUCCCGUCAAGACUCACCUGUUCCGGCUUGAACUAGAUUCACUAGAACAAGCCAUUUCCAUUGCGGAGCAGGAAGACUUCAGUCUGAGACAGGCUCGCGCCAGCUCGACAUCAUAUCGUCAACCGAGACGAUAUGACAACGGAGGCCCAGAGCCGAUGGAACUCUGUUAUGUAGAGAGCGAGAAGGUUCGCUCUACAGGCUACAAGAAGUUGCAGAGAUGCAACAGAUGUCAGAAGACAGGACACUACGCUUACGAGUGUAGUGCCCCUCGUCCAGUGUCUCGCGACACUGGGCGUAGUGACCGUCCACCCAUGAGAAAGGGGCAGGGACGAGGGUCCGCAGUUGGUGCAAAGACGCAACAACGGGAUGGACCGUCAAAAAACGGACAGGAUCAGUAG
Messenger RNA from Peronospora matthiolae, 831 nucleotides. Lineage: Eukaryota; Oomycota; Peronosporomycetes; Peronosporales; Peronosporaceae. The record is from the annotation of a GenBank genome assembly.